AUGUCCAAACACUCACGACCUCAGGAUAGCUCCAUCUUAGGAGAGUCAUGGGUUAUCGCGUCGGCACAGCUUGCGGAGGGGCCUUCAGCCAGCAACAACAAAAAGACAAACAACAACCAUCAGACUGAGGCCUCCGAUACAACACCGCGCCCGACCAAGAGCCACCAUGAGAAUCUGGCGGAAUCGAUAUCCACCUCGUGCGAAUCCAUAUCGGGACCAGAUCUUAUCAUGCCGUCAAUAUACGAAACUCCCAUCUGCGAGGGGUCCUGGAUCGCACCGACUGCAUCUCCUCAACGCGCUCUCCGACGCAGACACCAAGCCUCGUCCCCAUCACCGACCAGAAACUCGACGCAGCGUUCUUCAGCCAAAGUGACGGAAAGCGCGCCGCCCACAGUCGCACAGCAUCAAACCAUCAAUCGUCGCCCUUCCUUCACCCUCCCCAGCCGCGGGUUCAUUCUACGCAUAUUGCUGAACGUGCUCCUCAUCGCGGGCAUCAGCCACCUGCUCAUCCUCCCCGAAAUCAUCCAACAACACCAAUCCCUCUGCUCUCUCCCGGCCCUGGCAACCCUCUACCCAACCAGCUGUAUCCCUCUUUACCUCAAGCCAAACCACAUCAACAACAACAGGCCAGCCUCGAUAUCAACCCAGACCCCGCUCGAGACCCUCCUCAACAACACCCUCCGAACCAUGGCCCCGCACAGCACGACCCUCAAACACACCGAAUCCAAACUACGCGACAUCCACCAACUCCUCAAGAAACAGUACCCGGGAAGCAAGCACGAGCUGGACCUAGAAUUCUCCGGCUGCCUCGAAGCCACCCGCACGGCCACCCGGCGGUUCGACUCAUUGCACGCCGACCUCCGAUCGGCAGUGGACAGCCUGAUCGCCGCGCGGGGCAGCGGUAGCGGUAGCGGUCGCGGCUCGGCGGCGCCGGCGGCGGCGACGACCGCCAACACCUCACCGGACGCGCGUCUCUCCACCACGCAACUCACGCGCCGGGAACAAUACGUCGAUCAACUGACGUCGCGCAUGCAAACUAAGGCCGACUCGUUGCUGGGGGACUUCGCCACCCUAGACGAUCACUUGGAGUCCAUUGCCGGUGUCGUCAAGCGGGAGACCAAUCGACUGGCCCGAAGGGGAAAUGAUGAUCACCAUCUCCAGGGUCCAGGGUCGUCCUCGUCUUCGGGGCUCAAAGGCAUGGUCGGCACAUUGUUCGGGGGUGGUAGUGCGCGGUCGCAACCCCACACAAACAACAAGGAUAAUGAGGAUAAUGAUAGCAAUGACCACCACCACGAUGGCGAAGAUCAUCACUCCCCCCAACCGCCCGCAUCAAGCUCCCACCCCCACCAGCAUCACAACUACCCGCAGCUCCCCACCCUCUUCCAAGAGGCAGCGACCCGCCAUCAACCGGUCAUGGACGUGAUCAAGAAGCUAUCGGACGGGUUACAACGCCUCCAAAACAAGAAAGGGGGGAUGUUUCACUCUUGA
This is a messenger RNA of Aspergillus fijiensis CBS 313.89, 1488 nucleotides long. RefSeq lists its product as uncharacterized. The transcript has a single exon. The coding region runs from base 1 to 1488 and encodes 495 amino acids. NCBI's taxonomy places the organism in Eukaryota, Fungi, Ascomycota, Eurotiomycetes, Eurotiales, Aspergillaceae. The record is from RefSeq and is a predicted model, not a curated record.